AUGUCAAAAAUCUUGUCAAGAGAAUGGAUUAUUUCACACAGAAUGGUGAUAUGGCUUCUGAUUCUGGUGGCGUAUUUGUUCCAAAGAAAUGUGAAUUCAGGACAUAUGCCAACUAAAGAUGUGGAUCCAGAAGCCUUCAUGAAUGUUAGUGAAAUCAUAAGACAUAAAGGUUAUCUCUGUGAAGAAUAUGAAGUUGCAACAGAAGAUGGUUAUAUCCUUUCUGUGAACAGAAUUCCUCAAGGCUUAACACAUCUUAAUACGACAGGUCCCAGGCCUGUGGUGUUACUGCAGCAUGGCCUGCUUGGUGACGCAAGCAACUGGAUUUCCAACUUGCCCAACAACAGCCUGGGCUUCAUUCUGGCAGAUGCUGGUUUUGACGUGUGGAUGGGGAACAGCCGUGGAAACACUUGGUCUCGGAAGCACAAGAGUCUCUCUGUAGAACAAGAUGAGUUCUGGGCUUUCAGUUAUGAUGAGAUGUCUAGGUUUGACCUUCCUGCAGUCAUAAACUUUAUUUUGCAGAAAACGGGCCAGGAAAAGAUCUAUUAUAUCGGCUAUUCACAGGGCACCACCAUGGGCUUUAUAGCAUUUUCUACCAUGCCAGAGCUGGCUCAGAAAAUCAAAAUGAAUUUUGCUUUAGCACCAAUAGCCACUGUUAAAUAUGCAAAAAGCCCUGGGACCAAAUUUUUGCUGCUGCCUGAUAUGAUGAUUAAGGGAUUGUUUGGCAAAAAAGAAUUUCUGUACCAGACCAGAUUUCUCAGACAGUUUGUUAUUUACUUGUGUGGCCAGGUAAUUCUGGAUCAGAUUUGUAGCAAUAUCAUGUUACUUCUUGGAGGAUUUAAUGCAAACAACAUGAACAUGAGCCGAGCAAAUGUCUAUGUUGCUCAUACACCCGCUGGCACAUCUGUGCAAAAUAUCCUCCACUGGAGUCAGGCAGUGAAUUCUGGAGAACUUCGAGGAUUUGACUGGGGGAGUGAGACCAAAAACCUGGAGAAAAGUAAUCAGCCAACUCCUGUUAGGUACAGAGUCAGUGAUAUGAUGGUUCCUACAGCAAUGUGGACGGGAGGUCAGGACUGGCUUUCCAACCCAGAAGAUGUGAAAACUCUACUCUCUGAAGUGACCAACCUCAUCUACCAUAAGAACAUUCCUGAAUGGGCUCAUGUGGAUUUCAUCUGGGGUUUGGAUGCUCCUCAUCGUAUGUACAAUGAAAUCAUACAUCUGAUAAAACAGGAGGCCAACCUCACUGAGGGGACAUGCAAGAUCACAUUAUUCUAA
Molecule: messenger RNA, 1272 nt
Organism: Sorex fumeus (smoky shrew)
Lineage: Eukaryota; Metazoa; Chordata; Mammalia; Eulipotyphla; Soricidae
Gene: LIPM
Product: lipase family member M
Exons: 9
Coding region: 1-1272 (423 amino acids)
Molecular function (GO): hydrolase activity, acting on ester bonds
Source: RefSeq, a predicted model, not a curated record